Messenger RNA from Colossoma macropomum (tambaqui), 2686 nucleotides. RefSeq names its product E3 ubiquitin-protein ligase TRIM39-like. Gene Ontology annotation, molecular function: zinc ion binding; protein binding. NCBI's taxonomy places the organism in Eukaryota, Metazoa, Chordata, Actinopteri, Characiformes, Serrasalmidae. The coding region runs from base 160 to 1773 and encodes 537 amino acids. The transcript is spliced from 7 exons. The record is from RefSeq and is a predicted model, not a curated record.
GUCAGUUAUGACAGAUGACUAUACAAUGACUUUUAUGUGUACACCCACUUAUGAACCUCUGUCCCAAACACACCUGGGCAACAUACGGAUACAGCAGGACUACUGGUACAGAUCAGCACUGCCUCUGAUUGCUUCGCAGGGCACUUUGAGCUGUCAGUCAUGGCGUCAGUCCUAUCAGAAGAGCAGUUCACAUGCUGCAUCUGCUUGGACCUUUUCCGCCAGCCUGUGUCCAUCCCGUGCGGCCACAACUUCUGCCUCCUCUGCAUCCAGGGAUUCUGGGACACAGCAAAGCGCAGUGAAUGUCCGCUCUGCAAGGAGACUUUUCACCGGCGACCAGAACUUAGGAUCAACCACGCUCUCACUGACAUCACUGAGGGCUUCAAGAGGUCACUCAAGGUCAAAUCAGGUCAGGCCAGAGGUCAGGAGCCAAGCCAGGGUGACAGGGGAAGGCAGGAGAGGCCGCUGCCAAGGAGACGGAACGUUUGCGGAAGGCAUCGGCAGCCACUGGACGUUUACUGCAAGACGGAGCAGAUAAUCGUGUGUUCGGAAUGUGUAGAGGGUCAGCACAAAGGACACCAGACAGUGCUCAUGGAGAGAGAGAGCAACAGGAUGAGGACGGAGCUACGUGACGUGGAAUCGAAGCUGCAGCGUAUGGUCCUGGACCGUCUGGAGAAGGUGGAUGAGAUCAAACAUUCAGCACAGCAAAGCAAAAGAAGCAUGGGGAAGGAGAUUGAAGAGAGCAUGCAGAUCUUCGCUGACCUGCUGCGCUCCAUCGAGAAAAGCCAGGCCGAGUUGGUGGAGGAGCUGAAGGAGAAACAGAAGGAGGUGGAGAGGAGGGCAGCCUCAUUCUCUGAGGAGCUGGAGAAAGAGAUUGCUGAAAUUGUGAUGAAAAAGUCAGAAGUGGAGCAGCUUGCAAACACCCAGGAUCAGCUUCACCUUCUACAGAAUUUCCAUUCUGUGGUAACUCUCCCACGUGCCAAAGACUGGUCUCAAACAUGCAUCAGUGCCAAUCAACGUGUUGGGACAGUGAGAAGAGCUAUGGCCACACUGGAAGAGAUACUUCGCAACCAUGAGAGGAAACUGUGUGAGGCUGAGUUGCAUCAGACCCAGCAAUAUGCAGUGGACAUAAGCUUUGACCCACAGACUGCUGCCCCCUGGCUUGUCUUCUCCCCUGACCUUAAGCAGGCCAGUCUGGGCUACCAACCCCCAGCCACUCCUUCCUCAUCCAGCCCCCUGCGGUUUGACUCCUGCGUGUGUGUGCUAGGCCAGCCGGGCAUCUCCAGCGGGAGGCACUACUGGGUGGUCCAGGUUGGUGACAAGACAGACUGGGAGCUGGGAGUGGCCCGAGAGUCCAUCAACAGAAAGGGGGCCAUAUCGGUUCGGCCAGAUCAGGGUUUCUGGGCAGUGUGCCGUCGGAAGGGGGGUAAUCUUAUUGCCUGUACUGGACCCGCCACCCCCCUUGUCUCUUGCCAUGAAAGGCCACAAAAGGUUGGAGUGUUUGUAGACUAUGAGGGAGGCCAUGUCUCGUUCUAUGAUGUGGCGGCCCGGAGACAUAUUUAUUCCUACACUGGGUGCUCCUUUGCUGAAACGUUGUACCCCUACUUCAACCCUUGUCUUCACGAUGAUGGGAAGAACACUGCUCCAUUGAUCAUCUGUCCGGUAGGGGGAGGAGAGGUCGCAAUCUCAGGCCUGAACCGUAAAACAGAAAGGCUGCCUCCACUGAUAAGACGUCAGUCGUCCCAGGGUUUCAUUUCACAGCAAACGCAGUUCUAGGUGUGGCCAAGAAUGUUAAUAAAGGUGCCAAAAAGGGUUAUUUGGUGUGAUGGCAAAGAACACAGUUUCCCAGCCUUUUGUGCCAGAUAAACUCCUUCAAUCUAGAUUUGCCUUAAAGGUGCACUAUGUAAGAUUUGGGUAUUUGGAGACCUCUCUGGUGGAAAUUGCACUUGUAAGAAUUUUUCCUUGUGCUUCGGACCCCUUCCCAAAUGGUUUAAUCUGAUGAUUGUGAGUAUGUUGAAAGAGGUAUUCAAAGAAACCUCAGUCAAAACUUUCAUAAAACGUUCAUAAUAUUCUUAUCAGUAUAAUAUUGAUUUUGCACUUAAGACCUAAACUAUGAGCUGGACUGUCUUUUUGAGCCUAUGUUUGAAGUUAUUAGAUAAAGAUCCGAAAAACUCCCAUAAAAUCUGACUCGACACAUCUGAUCCUGAUUGAUUAUUUCAGGCUUGCAGGCUAUUUCUUUCAUGACAGAGUUCUUCAGAUUGAUGGAAAAUGUGCAUGAAUGUGCUAUAGACGGUUCUAUAUAGAACCAUUUUCAAAAAGGUUCUAUAUAGAACCAUGUACAGCACAUUCUCUAUCUGUCUGAAGAACCCUUUAAUCAUGUAAAGGGUUCUUUAAGUGUUCAUGGUUCUAUAUAGAACCAUUUUCUUUACUAAAGAACCCUUGAAGCACUAUCUCUUUUUAAGAGUGUACUUUUGUCACUGUAGAUGGUCAGAAAUCAGCUGGACACCCAUCACUUUGUGGUCAGUGACACUGCCCUCAAUCCAAGUGUAGUUCAUCCAGUGCCUUUAAUGUGCAUUCUUUUUUUAUGUUAAGUGUUUUAUUGCCUUUUAAGUUCCCACAGCACUAAAAAAUGAAACUACGUUGCAAACCAUACUGUUGUAUUUCUCAGUCUCUGUGUUGUUGUUUUGUA